This is a messenger RNA of Gymnodraco acuticeps, 2544 nucleotides long. It is a transcript of the gene g3bp1, whose product is annotated as GTPase activating protein (SH3 domain) binding protein 1. Gene Ontology annotation, molecular function: mRNA binding. The record is from RefSeq and is a predicted model, not a curated record. Gene Ontology annotation, cellular component: cytosol; ribonucleoprotein complex. NCBI's taxonomy places the organism in Eukaryota, Metazoa, Chordata, Actinopteri, Perciformes, Bathydraconidae.
UUGGUUGGCUGUAUCGCAGAAGGGGCGGGUUGUCAGGUUUGGUUGCGGAGCUGAUACCGGUAACCGAGCACUCCACAGCACGUUGUGAAGCCGCUACUGGUGAUUCAAAGAAAUCACUUGUUUCUAAAUCCUCCACGUUUUUGAAAAUUAACCCACUGAGAUUUCCAGUUGACCAAAGAAAUGGUGAUGGAGAAGCCAAGUGCCCAGCUGGUCGGGCGAGAGUUUGUCCGACAGUAUUACACACUCCUGAACCAGGCGCCCGACUACCUGCACAGGUUUUAUGGAAAGAAUUCGUCCUACGUUCACGGCGGUUUGGACAACAACGGCAAACCAGCUGAGGCUGUUUAUGGACAAUCUGAGAUCCAUAAGAGGGUAAUGGCUCUGAGUUUCCGCGACUGUCACACUAAGAUCCGACACGUUGAUGCUCACGCAACGCUGAACGAGGGCGUGGUGGUGCAGGUGAUGGGAGAGCUGUCCAACAACAUGCAGCCCAUGAGGAAGUUCAUGCAGACCUUCGUUCUGGCACCAGAGGGAACUGUUGCGAACAAAUUCUACGUUCACAACGACGUGUUUCGUUACCAAGACGAGGUGUUCGGAGACUCCGAUUCAGAGCCUCCAGAAGAGUCUGAGGAUGAGGUGGAGGAGAUCGAGGAGAGGAUCCCCUCCCCUGACAUCGCUCAGGAGGACUCGGCUCCUUUCUACGACCCCACACCCUGUUCAGAACCGAUGGCCCCCGGAGACGAUGAGGAAGUUGCAGCGAGUCCAGAACCAGAACCUGAGGAGGAGAAGGAGGUCGAGGUCGUGGAGCUGAAGCCUGAAACGCCGCUGGAGACGCAAACGGAAACAAACACAUCGGACGAGCAGACAGAGAAAAGCCCGGCCACCGCCCCCCCCACAGCUGAACCCAUCGUCGCCGAACCAACACCUGCCGCUCCAGAAGAAAACAGGCAGUUCUCCUGGGCGUCCGUCACCAGUAAGAAUCUUCCUCCCAGUGGAGCCGUUCCAGUUUCAGGGGUCCCUCACGUCGUCAAAGCCCCCACAGCACCGCCGAGAGCCGAGGUGAAGUCAGAGACUCAAACAGCAGCAACGAGACCACAGAGAGACCAGAGACCGAACAGAGAACAGAGACCAGGAGGACCUCCACCAGUACACAGAGGACCCAGACCAGUGCGGGAAGGAGAGCAAGGAGAGACGGAGAGUCGCCGCGUGGUUCGAUACCCCGACGCCCAGCAGCUGUUUGUGGGGAACGUUCCUCACGAUGUGGACAAGACGGAGCUCAAGGAGUUCUUUGAGCAAUAUGGUACAGUCCUGGAGCUGAGGAUCAACAGCGGAGGGAAACUUCCAAACUUUGGUUUCGUGGUGUUCGACGACUCUGAACCCGUUCAGAAGAUCCUGAGCAACCGGCCCAUAAUGUUCCGAGGCAGCGUGCGUCUGAACGUUGAGGAGAAAAAGACCCGUUCGGCUCGGGAAGGCGACCGACGGGACGUCAGGCCUCGAGGUCCUGGGGGUCCUGGAGGUCCUAGAGAAAGGAUCGGAGGUGGAGGAGGAGGAGGAAGAGGAGGAGGAGGAGGCCCCCCCACCCGAGGAGGCAUGGCACAGAAACCCAGCUUCGGCUCUGGACGAGGAGCGGGGCCCAGCGAGAGUCGCUACCCUAACCCGCGCCAAUAAAAGGCUCGUUCAGCGGCCCCCCCAAAACACCCAAAACCCCUCCAACCUGAGUUAGAUUUACUCUCUGGAUUCAACUGCAGCAGGAAGCAAUCGGACAACAAGCUAAAAUAUUACUUUACAUCGUAGUGGUAUAAAAACAUGAGUCCAGUCAUUUUAGGGUACACACACACACACCAUCACACACACCAACACGCACACACAGGCAUACACGCAGGUUCCACCUGAGUAACUUAUCAGUUUUGGUUGAGAGCUCUCCACAUCCCCCCUGAAGAUGGCUUCUUCCUCUUCCUCACCCUCCUCUUCCUCCCCUGCUGCUCUGUUUCCCGCUGAGGAAUCCAGAAUGUCCUUCCUCCUCCUCCUCAUCUCUUUUUGUUUACCCCUCUCUCCUCCACCAACACAUGAAUUAUCUGGACUUUUUUUUUGUCUUUAUUCUUUUAGUUUUUUCCAUUGCUGAACUUGAAUUCAUUAAGAAACAAACACGCUAACACACGAGAAAAAGGGUAAAUACUACUUGAAUUGGGGAUUAAAAAACCCAGAGGUUAGGUUUUUUCGCGUUCUCUCUCCCUGUUUCUUAAAGGAACGUGUACUUUACUGCUUGGGCAAUCCUGUGUAUUGCUGCCACCGUUGUACCUGGCGAUGGAUCUGUCUUAUCUUUUUAUUCUAUCAGGUCAAGAGCUGAACUGUCGUGGUUUUUAUUUGAGUAAUGUUGGCUUGUUAAACAUGUGACAGACGGACAUCCGAGCGGAGCGUGUUUCAGAUCAUGUAUCAACAAUCCUGUCAGGCUUCUUUACCGAUGCACUUCAUUUGUCAUCACGUUUAAAACGAGCUCACCUGCCGAUGAGAGAACUAAAUUAAAAGUGAUUUACUGUUUUAAAA